GAGUGGCAGUGUGGACAGCUGGGGAAGGGUACCAGGGUUCGAGAUGGCUAGAGCUGUUGGAGAAGAUGAUUUCAGCAACGCUUGGAACCGCAGCCAGUUUGAUAUGGGUCACCACAUUCCCUGAACCGCGCUGGCAGGACCCAUUUUUUCCCACAGCUCGUGUGAACCUCACGCCCGCUACCCAGAUGCCAUGAGAGCGGCGCGGAGGGAGAGAGCUGCACGGGCAGCUCCGUGUGUAUAGGAGCCAUAACUUCUCCUGGUACAAGGACAAGGGCAUUCCAUGAAAUUGAAAGAUGAUGAGAUUGUGAAUGAAAGUAUGGAGGAGAAGAAUCAGGAGGAAGAUGCUGAAAACCUGCUUCCAGUCAAGACCUUUUCAGUGAAGCUUAAAGAGAAAGUUUCCCAAAGUUCAGUGAAGGUGAAAAACUGCCUGAGUCAGAGCAAACUCCAGACAACGCAGAGAAACUCGUUAGGAAACACGCAAGGGAUAUCCACAAACAGCACGGCUCAGCAGAAAGCCCAGGUGACGGAGAGACCAGACGCCCUUCAGGAAUUCAAGCGAAGCUGUGUGGAGAAGACAGAUCUCCUAAUACGACAGAGGAACCACAAGAGGGAGAGGCCAUUUCCCUGCAGUGAGUGUGGGAAAUGCUUCUCUCAGAAAGGGGACCUGAAGAUCCACCUGAGAAUCCACACAGGGGAGCGGCCGUACGCAUGCACCGAGUGCGGGAAAAGCUUCACCCAGAGGGGAUACCUGAAGAUCCACCUGAGACUCCACACAGGGGAGAAGCCCUUUCCAUGCACCGAAUGUGGAAAAAGGUUCCCAUCGAAGGGGGAUCUCAAAAUGCACCAGAGAAAGCACACUGGGGAGAGGCCCUUUCUGUGCAGUGAAUGUGGGAAGAGCUUCACUCGCAAGGUGGACCUCAAAGUCCACCAGAGGAAACACACGGGAGAGAGGCCCUUCGCUUGCACCGAGUGCGGGAAGAGUUUUACUUCCAAGGGCUAUCUCAAGAUACACCUGGGACAGCACAAGGGGAAGAGGCCGUUCACAUGUCUGGAGUGCGGGAAAAGCUUCAUUUCCAAGGGCUCCCUCAAGGCGCACCAGAGAAUCCACACAGGCGAGACGCCCUUCACAUGCACUGAGUGUGCGAAGAGCUUCACCACCAAGGGCUAUCUCAAGAUACACCAGAGGCUGCACACGGGGGAGACCCCAUAUCCCUGUGCCGAGUGUGGGAAGCGCUUCACCACCAAGGGCUAUCUGAAGAUACACCAGAAAAUCCACACGGACGGGACCCCCUUCAUCUGCAGUGAUUGUGGGAAGAGCUUUGCCACCAUGCGAUAUCUCAAGAUGCACCAGAGAAGCCACACGGGGGAGACCACAUUCACCUGCGCGGAGUGUGGGGAGAGCUUCGCCCAGAAGGGUUAUCUCCGCAUCCACCAGCGGAUGCACACAGGGGAGGGCCUGUUCACCUGCUCUGACUGUGGGAAAAGCUUCACUGCCAAGUACCUGCGGAUCCACCAGCGAAUGCACACGGGGGAGAGGCCCUUCACUUGCACGGAAUGUGGGAAAAGCUUCACCGCGGAGGGGUCUCUGAAAAUCCACCUGAAGAUCCACAGCAGGGUGCUGCUGAGUAUAUGCACCGACUGCGGGAAAAGCUUCUCCUCCAUGCGCUAUCUGAAGGUGCACCAGAAAACCCAUUCCCAAGAGCCAGUGAUACUACCCAGCGAAAGUGGGGACGGUUUCCCGCAGAAGACGCUUGCCACUGUCCCUCAGAAAGCCCACCGAGAGAUGAUCUCAUUUACCUGCAAGGACUGUGGGAAAAGCUUUUGCCAGAAGUCUAAUUUAAUAACGCACCAGAAAGCCCACGCGCAGGAGAGACAGGUUCUAACACACAGGCCCAGCGCCGGCCCUGCUGCCGCACCACUGACAUCAGUGAAGUUGCACCCAGUGAAUUUGGCUCAGGAAGUUUUAAGAGCAGGGAAAGAUCAUCUCGACCCAAAUCCCUAUCCCCUGGUCAUGGAUUUAAAGCCCAGCUUCCAGUUUGCUCUGCAGACCUGUCCACUUUCCCCAGGAGUAAAUCUAGGUGUCUCUUGAGCUCAUGUGGCAUCCCACUCCUGCUGAUGACGUAUUCCAUGUGGUUAUUGUUACCUUUUGCAUGAUGUUGCUCUGCCCAGGUUCCUCCAUUUACUCCCAAUUCCUAACCCUCCCUUAUUGCACCCUUCCAAGGAAGCUGGAUGGUACCCGGUCCUGCAGUGCCCCAGGUGGGGACUCACAAGAGCCUUACAUGCUACCACAUCCUUUGGUUUUCCUCCUCUUCUAUCCAUGCAGCAUAGCAUCUGGCCUGGCUUUUUUGCUGCAGCUUCGCAUUGAGCAGGUGGUUUCAAUGAUUUUAUCACAAUCAAUCCCACUUGCGUGCUGGGCGACUAGGGAUACUGAGCAUAGAUUCCCCUCCAUUGCUUGCUCGCUCACACACUAAUUUCAUUGAACUGCAUUUCCGAUCAGUCAGUGCAGUCACCUACACAAUCCAGAUCCUUUACCACCCAGUGCCCAGAUCCGUAUAAUCUCUUCUGACUCCGUUUAGCAUCACUUACACACCCUGAGCUCUGGGGCUGCAUUCAUCCUACGCAUAACUUCAUUGGAGGUACACUGGGGUGAAUUGGGACUUUUCAGAAGCCUCCUUAGGAUGGCAGAGGCCAUAGAAUUGACCCUGAGCCCUUCCACUCAUCAUCCAGUCUGUUGCUCCCUGUUGACUCCUGUUCUGGGAGUCGCGUGUUAGAGAAAGUUCACUGAAAACCCAAGUUAACGUAACAGAUGAGCAAACUGCAAAAGAGGCCAGGAAUCAUCGACGUGCUCAGUGCACGAAAAGAUCCCUCUGGAGGAGAAAGGGCAGAACUAGAGAGCAAGCCCAGGCCAGAAAGAACAAAUGUUGCUUCUGGUGGUGGUGGAAGAGCAGUGUGUGAGAAGAUCCACCUUCGAGGCCAAGGGAGACAUUGCACACGCAGCUGUCAGAUGUAUGGGGAGGGAGGAAAGCCAAAGUCACUGAAAUGGCCGCGUGGAGCCCAUGACAUUCAUGCAGUAGGUCCCCCUACAUUCUACAGCAGAGAACUUAUAAGGGACCAACGGCAGGUGGUAAACAGCAGAAGAGCUGCUGGCAAGGGGUCCAAGCUAACUUGCUGGAGAAGGUGGAAGAGACUACAAGGAUCAUAAUAAUUAUAGAUGGAAAAGAGCUGCGAGAUCAUCUAAGCGCUUAUGUGCCUGAGACCUGCCUCAGCCAGCUUCCUUCACUCCUGCAUCUGUGUUUUAGGAGGCUCUGCUUCCCCCGGAUAUUGGGCCGGACGAUUUCCUGGGAGACACUGGGCGACAGUGGCUGAGGAGAAGGUGUUCUGCCCCUUUCUCAGGUUUAUUCCCACAGCAGCUGAUAUUGUGCCAGGCUCCCCUGGAGUUCUGCAGUUACUAACUCUGGACCUUAUCCAUGUGGGACAGGUCAAGCGGUAGCAUCUUGUAGGGCCCUGUACUGAUACAGCCUCUGGGGAUGGGGCUGCCUUUCUCUCAUCCCCACAGCCAGGCCUCUCCUGUGUCAGCUCCGCAUGGCGUGUCCUGGGGCCAGAAGCAGCUUCCUUCUUUGUGAGGUGGUGCUCAGAGGGUCAGGUGUUCUGGCUGGUGCUCAGUAUCUCUAACUUCUCACACUUCCCGGUGAAUACCUCCCAGAAAUUUUUAACACCAAUGGUCGGCGCCUGUCCUGCAGGUUCCAGGGCUUGGAGAUCUGGUUCUCCCAACUCCUUUACUGCUGCACAGGAAUCAUUCAGGAUGUCCUUGAUGUCUCCCAGUUGUCCUAUACGCACCUCGGGAGCUGCCUUUGCUCCGAGCGCCUGUGGAUGUUUAUGGCUCAAGACAGCUCACGUGCUCAUGUGAUACUGACGGUGCUGCUGAGCAGGUAG
Dermochelys coriacea (leatherback sea turtle) is the source of this 3933-nucleotide messenger RNA. RefSeq names its product gastrula zinc finger protein XlCGF57.1-like. Gene Ontology annotation, biological process: negative regulation of transcription by RNA polymerase II. The record is from RefSeq and is a predicted model, not a curated record. NCBI's taxonomy places the organism in Eukaryota, Metazoa, Chordata, Testudines, Dermochelyidae. Gene Ontology annotation, molecular function: DNA-binding transcription repressor activity, RNA polymerase II-specific. Bases 281 to 2089 code for a protein of 602 amino acids. The transcript has 2 exons.